Anolis sagrei ordinatus is the source of this 771-nucleotide messenger RNA. NCBI's taxonomy places the organism in Eukaryota, Metazoa, Chordata, Lepidosauria, Squamata, Anolidae. The record is from RefSeq and is a predicted model, not a curated record.
AUGGAAGAUCCUCCACCGGGGGAACCUUUGCCUAUGGAAACACCUAAGGGAUUGGAAGACAUGUCUCCAUGGAGUCUCCAGGUGACAAAUGAAAUCCACAAGCCGAGAUGGGACUCCAAGGAACAAAAGAAGAAACUGGCAUUGGAAGAAGAAAAUAAAUGCAGUGAGUUCGCAGAAGGACGUCUUCCUGAGGUCAACAAAAGCUGUGCCAUGCAAACAGAAGGUGGGAAGUUCUUGUCCUCCAAACACAACAGAAGAUACCACUACAAUGCGAGGCUUAUUGUGAUGCACAACAAAGGAAACGCCUUUCCGUCUCCUACUUGUGAACCGUCCAUGAGCAGAAAAAGCCGUCUUGACAUACAGGCAUUAAGUCAAGAUGAAAGCAUUCGGACAAAAGCUAAGCCAUAUCAGUGCAGUCAGUGUGGGAAGUCCUUCGGACACCGGACAACGUUGACUAAGCACCAGAAAAUUCACACGGGAGAGAAACAGUACAAAUGCUCCACCUGUGGAAAAGGCUUUGCUUCUAAGGAAUCGUUAUUGAUGCAUCAGCGCAUCCACACAGGAGAGAAGCCGUACCAGUGUUCCCAGUGCGGCAAGUGGUUUCGGCAGAAGGUCCAUCUGAUGUGUCACCUGAGAGUCCACACGGGAGAGAAGCCCUUUAAAUGCCCCAAAUGUGGGAAGGACUUCUCUCGGAGAGAUAAGCUGAUCGGACACCAGAGUGUCCAUAGGAGACAAAGGCCUGUGGCACAUCCAGGCGGUGGGAAGAGCUAG